AUGUUCCGCCGACCAUCGUUGAUAGAAGCUCUCAUCGUUGAGAGACCCUGUUGUCGGGAUGAAAGGAGACCGUAAGUUUUAUAUGGGAUAAGAUCAGUUAAAUAGUUGACUUGCACUUUGUCCUAUUACACUUGAAUGGGAUCUUCUUCUUGUAUCAUGAUAAAGGUUUUCUUGGUGUAAUAGUGUUGAAUAUUCCGCUGAUUUGGCGGAUGUUUUCGUUGACAAAGAUCAUAUGAAGAUCAAAUCUCAACCGGAAAAUAUCGGGAAAGCUCGCAUUUAUUAAUCAAUGACUGCUCAACUGGUGUAGGCUCUAAAUGAUUGAUAGUUUAGACUUGCAGGUCUUAAUUUGUAGCCAGUUUUUCUUUUUUUGUACUUUUUAUCAAUUACUUACAAUUUCAGUUCUAUCCCGAUGUCCUUGGAUAAGGCUGUUUCCCUGAGUAAAUUGUUGUUGGAAAGCGGAUCCCAGUCGCGAGGCGAAUCUACAUUAGAAUUGGAAGCCCUAGCCGCCGUCCAUCAACUGAGUCACGCAGUGCAGUCAAUCAGUGUGUCAGAGAUGCUUCCUCGAACUCCCGAACUCAUUUUCGUCAAUCUGACCACAGCAGAAGGUUUGUUUUUGAUGUUUUUAUGUUUUUGUUGUCCCAUGACGUGCGAUGCAUCGCCUGUGCCCAGUAAUUUGACCUAAUCUAGGCUCUUUUUUCUCCGAAGAGGACUGUUGCACUUUUUUGAAUUCGCAAAGAAAUGCUUUUUCAGAAAGAAGUACUUUAAUUUGUUAGAUUCUUAUCUGUUUUUGUCACAAUCUAAUGAUUUGUGUUUUCAGGACAACCCUACUGCCUCGAAUUGACUCACAAAGGAUGGAGAGUAACAUCGCUGAGAUCAGAUUGUAUGCAAGGCGAUUUCACCCGAAUGGAGUUGUUUACCAAGUACUAUGACUCCUUAUACGAUCUGAUGGAAGUCCUUUCACCCGGCUACAAACAGCGCUUCGGAGAGAAGGUCAGCCAGAAGCUGAGGAUGUACGAGAAUUGCGACGAAUACCCGGCCUGCGCCUGUUCCCCUCCCAUUCGGCCGGACAACAGCUCCAGUUGUUCAACAACGUCGGAUGCGGACUCUUCGUGA
Molecule: messenger RNA, 1113 nt
Organism: Bursaphelenchus xylophilus (pine wood nematode)
Lineage: Eukaryota; Metazoa; Nematoda; Chromadorea; Rhabditida; Aphelenchoididae
Source: the annotation of a GenBank genome assembly